ACUAAAAAGAAAAAUAGUCAAAACAGAGGAAAAGAAAAAAAAAAUAAAGUUGUCUCCUUUUCUCAUCAGUACAGUCAAUGAGCGUUCCUCCUUUCCGCCAUUGAACUUCUCUGAGAGGAAAAAAAAAAGAGAAACCCUAGAUCGAUCCAAGCUUAACACCAUGAAGACUCCUCUCUUAUGUCUUCUCCUCAUCAUCACCAUCAUCUCUUCAUCAUCUUACGCAGAAGACGACGUCCUCUGUCUCCAAGGCCUAAAGAACUCACUCACCGACCCUUCCUCACGCCUCACCUCCUGGUCCUUCCCGAACUCCACAUCCUCCUCGAUUUGCAAGCUCACCGGCGUCUCCUGCUGGAACGAGAAAGAGAACCGCAUCAUCUCUCUCCAGCUCCAGUCUAUGCAGCUCGCCGGCCAGAUUCCCGAGCCCCUCAAGCUCUGCCGCAGCCUCCAGUCCUUGGAUCUCUCCGGAAACGACCUCUCCGGUGCGAUACCUUCCCAAAUCUGCUCCUGGCUCCCUUACCUCGUCACGCUAGAUCUGUCCGGGAACAGACUCUCCGGCCCGAUCCCGUCUCAGAUCGUGGAGUGCAAGUUCUUGAACGCGCUCGUCCUCAGCGACAACAAGCUCUCCGGUUCGGUUCCGACAGAGCUGAGCCGGUUAGAUCGGUUGAGAAGGCUUUCUUUGGCCGGGAACGAUCUCUCCGGAACGAUUCCUUCAGAGCUGUCUCGUUUCGGGGAGGAGGAUUUUUCGGACAAUAGCGGUUUAUGCGGGAAGCCUUUGUCGGGAUGCGGGGCGUUGAGCGGGAGGAACUUGACUAUCAUCGUGGUCGCUGGGGUUCUCGGGGCUGUCGGGUCGUUGUGUGUAGGUUUAGCGGUGUUCUGGUGGUUCUUUAUGAGAGAGAGGAAGAAGAAGAAGAGAGGAGGGUACGGAGCUGGGAAGUCUAGAGACGAUAGCGAUUGGAUUGGUCUGUUGAGGUCUCACAAGCUUGUUCAAGUCACUCUCUUUCAGAAACCUAUCGUGAAGAUCAAACUGAACGAUCUAAUGGCCGCUACUAACGAGUUCAGCUCCGGGAACAUCGAUGUCUCUUCGAGGACCGGUGUUUCCUACAAAGCGGAUUUAACCGAUGGGUCUGCGCUUGCUGUUAAGAGGCUUAGUGCCUGUGGGGUUGGGGAGAAGCAGUUUAAGUCGGAGAUGAGUAAGUUGGGUGAGCUUAGACAUCCCAACUUGGUGCCGCUUCUAGGGUACUGCGUUGUGGAAGAUGAGAGGUUGUUGGUGUAUAAGCACAUGCCUAACGGUACGUUGUUCUCUCAGUUGCAUAGCGGUGGAUUCUGUGAUGCGGUUUUGGACUGGCCGGCUAGGCUUAUGAUCGGUGUGGGAGCUGCGAGAGGGUUAGCUUGGCUGCACCAUGGAUGCCAGCCGCCGUAUUUGCAUCAGUUUAUUAGCUCCAAUGUUAUACUUCUUGAUGAUGACUUUGAUGCGAGGAUUACUGAUUACGGUUUGGCUAAGCUGGUUGGGAGUCGUGACUCUAACGAUAGCUCGUUUAAUAACGGAGAUUUGGGGGAGUUGGGUUACGUGGCGCCUGAGUACUCGAGUACUAUGGUCGCGUCUUUGAAAGGAGAUGUGUAUGGGUUUGGGAUCGUGCUUCUUGAGCUGGUCACGGGGCAGAAGCCGUUGUCUGUUAUAAACGGGGUUGAAGGGUUUAAAGGGAGUUUGGUGGACUGGGUGAGUCAGUUUUUGGGUACUGGUAGAAGCAAAGAUGCUAUUGAUAAAAGCAUUAGCGGGAAAGGACAUGAUGAGGAGAUAUUGCAGUUCUUGAAAAUCGCGUGUAGCUGUGUUGUGUCUAGGCCUAAGGAAAGGCCGACGAUGGUUCAGGUGUAUGAGUCUUUGAAGAACAUGGCGGAUAAACAUGGUGUUUCUGAGCAUUACGAUGAGUUUCCACUGGUAUUCAACAAACAAGAAGCUUGAGUGAGUGAUUUUUUUAAGGCAGCGUAAAGCGCUGGAAAGGUAUGAGGAAUCUACUCUGUAUCAAAAAGCGUUUUUGUUACUUUUAUAUCUCAUUCUUUGUUGCUUCUUCUCCCACUGUUCUUACUUGUUAACCGUGUUCUUGUGUUGUCUUGUUUACUGCUUGUUGUAAAAUUAUGUACAUUCGCUGUGGGUCAUCAAUGUACUCUUUGGAAUGUAUUUGAUAUGAGAAGAUUUGUUCCGCCUUGUUUCAUGGUUGUACCGUACAAAGCUAACAAGUUCUUGGCAA
Raphanus sativus (radish) is the source of this 2246-nucleotide messenger RNA. Its product is annotated as probable inactive receptor kinase At1g27190. Gene Ontology annotation, biological process: protein phosphorylation. The transcript has a single exon. Gene Ontology annotation, molecular function: protein binding; ATP binding; protein kinase activity. Lineage: Eukaryota; Viridiplantae; Streptophyta; Magnoliopsida; Brassicales; Brassicaceae. Bases 161 to 1960 code for a protein of 599 amino acids. The record is from RefSeq and is a predicted model, not a curated record.